Messenger RNA from Brenthis ino (lesser marbled fritillary), 2634 nucleotides. The record is from the annotation of a GenBank genome assembly. NCBI's taxonomy places the organism in Eukaryota, Metazoa, Arthropoda, Insecta, Lepidoptera, Nymphalidae.
AUGCGACCCGCGCUCGCCGCGCUCGCGGCCUGCUGCGUGGUAGCGCGCGCCGAGCUACCCUCCGCGCGUCUUGCACCCCCCAACACCACCACCCAACAUGUGCUUCAAUGCUCCGAGGGGCUCGUUCUUCCCCUUUGGCUACCUCUUGAAGAUGUCCCAACCAUCCAAAUCGCCAUCCGAGGCGUCGUGUACUUCCUUACCCUCAUGUAUCUCUUUAUUGGAGUCUCCAUCGUCUCUGAUAGAUUCAUGGCAGCCAUCGAAGUUAUUACAUCUAGGGAAAAGGAGGUGCGCGUGCGACGGAAUGGAAGCGAUCAAAUUAUUGUAGUCCGAGUAUGGAACGAAACCGUUGCCAAUUUAACGCUUAUGGCGUUAGGCUCGAGCGCGCCAGAAAUAUUGCUAUCAGUCAUCGAAAUAGCUGGAAAAAAUUUUGAAGCUGGCGAUUUAGGACCCGGAACCAUAGUCGGAUCAGCUGCUUAUAAUUUGUUCGUGAUUAUUGCUAUUUGUGUUGCAGUGAUACCCGAUGGAGAAGUGAGGAAGAUCAAGCAUUUACGUGUGUUCCUAGUUACAGCGACCUGGUCAAUAUUCGCUUAUGUAUGGCUUUAUCUAAUUCUAGCAGUAAUAUCACCAAGUGAAGUAGAGGUAUGGGAAGGAGCCGUAACAUUUUUAUUCUUCCCUGCUACCGUAAUGACAGCGUAUAUUGCAGAUAGAAGGCUUUUAAUUUACAAAUAUCUCAAAAAAGGGUAUCGCGUUAAUGAGAGGGGUGUCAUCGUUGAGGCAGAGGGUGGUGAUGGUUCUGUUGAGAUGGCACUUAAGCCCAACGCUGAUGAAUUUGCUUCAGAUGAUGAAGAAGGUCGAGAACUAGAAAAAUCUCGUAAAGAAUAUAUUUCAGUGUUACGAGAAUUAAGACGACAGCACCCUGAUGAAGAUUUGGAAACUGUAGAACGAAUGGCCUUGGAAACCUUAAUGUCACGGGGACCGAAAUCACGUGCUUUUUAUAGAGUAGCGGCCACUAGAAAAAUGACUGGUGGAGGUGAUUUCUCUCGUAAGAUAUCGGAAAGAGCACAGAGUGAUUUAAGUGAAGUAAAAGCUGAACUUCAACGUCGCGAAUCAGGUUCCAUCACCGUUGAACCUAAAGGGCCUAAUGUUCGAUUUGACCCAGACCACUAUACUGUGAUGGAAAAUUGUGGAUCAUUUGAAGUCAGAGUAGUUCGCCGUGGAGAUUUAAGUGGUGAAGUCACAGUACAAUAUACUACAGAAGAUGGAACUGCUGAAGCUGGAUCAGACUAUGUGGCAGCCCAGGGUUCCCUAGUAUUUGGGCGUGGAGAAACAGAAAAAAAGUUUAGCGUUCAAGUUAUCGAUGACGAUGUUUUUGAAGAGGAUGAGCAUUUCUAUCUACGCUUAAGUUCACCGAAAGGUGCAUGUCUGGCCUCACCUUCAACAGCGACUGUAGUGAUUUUAGACGAUGACCAUUCUGGAGUGUUUUCGUUCCCUCAAAGGGAUUUCGAGUUAACUGAGUCGGUGGGGACUUACGAUCUACGUGUGGUGAGGACGGCAGGUGCUCGCGGUAAGGUGCGGAUUCCAUAUUGGACGGAGGAUGGAACAGCGAAGAGUGGUGCUCAAUUUGAGGAAGUUCAAGACUCAAUUGUUUUCGAGAACAACGAAACUGAAAAAUUCAUUCCCCUUCAUAUAAUAGAAGAGGACAGCUACGAGAAGGACGUUUUAUUUUAUGUAAAUCUUGGCAACCCGGUAUUGCUUGGGGAUGAUAAUCGACCUGUGCUUACUGACAAUGAAGUGGAACAUCUAACAACCCUUCCGGAAGAAGAAGCUGUGGUCGCCCUGAUGGGGUACCCUCGCGCUGGUGAAAUAACACGUGCCCAGCUCAGGGUUAAAGAAAGCAAGGAAUUCAAGAAUACUGUAGAUAAGUUAGUGCAAAGAGCAAACGCCUCAAUUAUAAUCGGGACUUCAUCUUGGAAAGAACAAUUUACAGAAGCUUUGACAGCAAGUUCAGAUAAUCCUGACGAGCCGCCCUCUUGCUUCGACUACGUGCUCCAUAUAUUCACACUCUUCUGGAAAAUCAUAUUUGCCUUUGUUCCACCAACAGAUAUCGGUGGCGGAUAUGUUUGCUUCGUAGUGUCAAUUAUUUGCAUUGGUCUCGUGACGGCGGUAAUAGGAGACGUCGCAUCACACUUUGGAUGUACUCUUGGCAUUAAAGACUCGGUCACUGCCAUAAUAUUUGUGGCUCUGGGGACUAGUAUACCUGACACAUUUGCAAGUAAAGUAGCUGCUAUCCAAGACAAACAUGCGGACGCGUCUGUCGGUAAUGUAACAGGCUCUAAUGCGGUCAACGUGUUCUUGGGCAUCGGUGUCGCUUGGACCGUCGCGGCCAUCGUUCAUUGGAGUAAAAAUGAGAAAUUUCAUGUGGAACCUGGAAAUCUAGCCUUCAGCGUCACGAUGUUCUGUUCAGAAGCAGCUCUCGCCGUUUUAGUACUAGUUUUAAGGAGAAGAAAAUCUAUUGGUGGAGAGCUUGGAGGACCUCGUGGCAUAAAAAUUGUAACUUCUAUGUUCUUCUUCUCCUUAUGGCUGACAUAUCUCACAAUGUCCACUUUGGAAGCUUAUGGUUAUAUUAAGGGAUUC